AUGCUUUUCCAUAUCAAAGGCUUCAAGUCAAUCAGUACGACAGGACCAGUGCUAGAUAGCCCAGAAAAGCUCUACAGCCUUACUGUGCUGGAGGGUUUAAGGCAGCAGGAGCUGAAACUAAAAGACGAACUCCUCGACAAGUACGUGUUCUGCCAAACAAUUCGGGAGACAACCGGUUUUCGAAUCGCCUUGGAGAUAAAGUUGCUGGCCUCAACGCUCCGAUCCCGGAUGUGCCGCGCUGGCCAGAUUACUGGCUUUGACGCUGUAACAAAGCCGUAUAUUCUUCGGUAUGCUGGAGCUAAAGCUUUUAAUAGCAGCGAAGUCACCGACGCGCUACAAAAUGUCAUUUUACAGCAUGCCGACAUCCGCACAUUCAUCCGCCAUUAUGAGGUAGAUGUCGAUGUCGACGUCCAAGGGAUCAUCCGCAAGACAGGUUCUCAGACCCCGCUGGUGCGGUUCGCGUGCUCGUUAAGCGCAUCGAUAGACCCGGACCGGCCCUAUUGGCUUUCAGCCGAUGAAUCGAAGUCCCUCAAUCAGCUCCCGGAAAUUCCCUUGCGAGCUUCGUUUGAUCAGCUUAGCGACGAAGCUUCAACUUAUCGCUCUCACCAAUCACAAGAGAAGAUAGAAGUCUUGCAGGACCGGGUGCUAGAAGCCAAGCGAAAAUACAACAAAUCUGUUCGUGAAGUGAGAAAUGAGAAGCAACGACAGCGAAACCGACAAAUCAGGGAGAAUCUAAAACGGUAUAGAAACGAGCAACCCGUGAUUGACCUAGAACGGCAGCUGGCGGGGAAGCUCGUCAAUACCAAAGUGAUGGACGCCCUAGAGCAGAGGAGAUCUAUGCCGGGGCAGCAAAUGCUAAUGAUUGACGCUAUACUUACCAUGCUUGGCGCCACUCUGGAAGCGGAGCAGCGGCGCCUGAUCAACGCAAUCAAUGCUGUGACUGCUUUCUGCGGCGUAGAAGAGGGCCGUCCUACACGACGACCGUCAGGACCAGGAUGGCGACCUGCACCCGACUGUGACGAAUCCCACGCUUCUGUUAAGCGGCGACGAAUCUGCGCGGACGACGAGACUGAGUUAGCCCUACGCCAAGCGGAUGGCCGUGAAAGGGGACUCCUAACUCAUCUGCUCAACCAUCCAGAACUUGACAAACUACGAAACAGACCCACGGCCAUCCUUAGUGAAAUCGACCGCUGGGCGGCAGAGCAUAACUAUUGUAUGAUGACCAUCGGCACAGAGAGGAGCAAACCUAUCGUUGACUUGAUCCACGAAUGCGAACCUCAAAUCAUGGCCGAGCUCGGCGGGUAUAUUGGCUAUUCUGCAAUACUAUUCGGGAAUGAGGUGCGGCGUGCCGGUGGUACACAGUACCUUAGCCUGGAGAGUAAUACGCAAUAUGCGAGUAUAGCGAAGGAACUAGUUCAGCUUGCUGGCUUAGGGGACUUUGUUCGGAUUCUUGUUGGGCCUAGUUCCGAGUCUCUGGUGAGACUUUCAGAAGCAGGAUACAAGAAGGUUGACAUACUUUUUAUGGACCAUGCGGAGAGAUUGUAUCUCAGCGAUCUCAAGCUGGCGGAGGAGCUAAGGCUGGUAGAGUCAGGGGCGUUUGUGGUAGCUGAUAAUGUUGAAAGUUAUCUGGCCAAGGAAUAUGUAAGAUGGGUUGAUGAUGGCCAAGGGCGCAGGUAUGAGUCACGCAAGCUGGAUUACAUACUUCCCAACGGUGAACUGGAUGCAGUUCUGACCACCAAAAUACUUUAGAUUUGCGGGAUCAGCGUUUAUGGGAAUGUCUAUGGUAUAUGGGUGGUACCUGUCGCAAACAUAACGUAACCCACGGUUAAGCGGCCCACAC
This is a messenger RNA of Aspergillus costaricaensis CBS 115574, 1840 nucleotides long. RefSeq lists its product as uncharacterized. The record is from RefSeq and is a predicted model, not a curated record. The transcript is spliced from 5 exons. NCBI's taxonomy places the organism in Eukaryota, Fungi, Ascomycota, Eurotiomycetes, Eurotiales, Aspergillaceae. Bases 1 to 1749 code for a protein of 582 amino acids. Gene Ontology annotation, molecular function: O-methyltransferase activity.